Nilaparvata lugens (brown planthopper) is the source of this 2567-nucleotide messenger RNA. Its product is annotated as protein CLP1 homolog. Lineage: Eukaryota; Metazoa; Arthropoda; Insecta; Hemiptera; Delphacidae. The coding region runs from base 168 to 1484 and encodes 438 amino acids. Gene Ontology annotation, biological process: tRNA splicing, via endonucleolytic cleavage and ligation. Gene Ontology annotation, molecular function: polynucleotide 5'-hydroxyl-kinase activity. The transcript is spliced from 8 exons. Gene Ontology annotation, cellular component: nucleus; mRNA cleavage factor complex. The record is from RefSeq and is a predicted model, not a curated record.
CAAUUCAAUUCGACGACUGCUUGAUUGCUUGGCGUUUGAGGUUAUGUUGUCAUAUUUUGCCAAUAAUUAUUGUAUUUUAACAACAUCUAAGUAAUAUUGUCAUAAAAAUUUUGCAUUAAAUUGUGAUUAUAUUUGCUUACAAGGCAGAUUAACUCAUUUUUCCCUACAUGAAUAUGGGAGAGGAGAAGGAGAGUGUGAUCCAAGAAUUCAAACUCGAAAAGGAUUCUGAACUACGUUUUGAAGUUGAAAACAACAAUGAAACAGUCGUUCUCGAGGUUAAAGCUGGAAUGGCGGAAAUAUUUGGCACCGAGCUAGUGAAAGGCAAGCCGUACACUUUUACAACAGGAGCCAAAAUUGCUGUGUUCACAUUCCAUGGUUGCACUAUUGAAUUGAAAGGCCGCAAAAAUAUCAGCUACAUUUCAAAGGAAACACCUAUGAUGACGUACCUGAACUGCCACGUGUGCCUGGAGAAGCUGCGCGAUAAGGCCGAACAGGAGGGAGGUGGGGGCGGCCGAGGAGGUCCGGUGACGAUGGUGGUGGGGCCGGCCGAUGUGGGCAAGUCGACGCUCUGCCGCAUCCUAAUCAACUACGCCGUCCGCCUCGGCCGGCGACCUGUCUACGUCGACCUCGACAUCGGUCAGGGUGCCAUUUCGGUGCCCGGCACUAUGGGUGCAAUGCUAGUGGAGCGACCAGCCUCGGUAGAGGAAGGCGGUUUCUCGCAACAAGCGCCCCUGGUGUUCAACUUCGGCAGCGUCAAGAUGCAAUCCAACAUCACACUUUGCAACAUCAUCACAUCCCGGCUGGCUGAGGUCGUACAGGAGCGGCUCCAGUCGAACAAGAAAGCGAGUACUUCGGGCAUAAUAGUGAACACGGCGGGAUGGAUCAAGGGUGACGGUUACCGGCAUCUGUGCCACGCGGCUCAGGCGUUCGAGGUUGACGUGGUGCUAGUGCUCGACCAGGAGCGGCUCUACAACGAACUGGUGCGCGAUCUGCCCAGCUUUGUGCGCGUCGUGCUGCUGCCCAAGAGUGGCGGGGUGGUGGAACGAAGCCAGAGCUAUCGGCAGGAGGCGCGUGACAAGCGGAUUCGCGAGUACUUCUACGGAGCGGGUGGUGGAGCUAGGGAGAUAGGGGGGCCGAGCCUGCACCCGCACUCGUUCGACGUGAAGUGGGCUGACCUCAAGAUCUUCAAGAUAGGCGCACCCUCGCUCCCCGACUCCUGCAUGCCGCUCGGCAUGAAGGCCGAGGACAAUAUGACUAAGCUGGUGGCUGUGCAGCCAGGUUUGAAUCUUUUACACCAUUUACUAGCUGUCAGUUUUGCAUCUUCGGCAGAAGAAGAUGUCAUCAAUUCCAAUGUGGCCGGUUUCGUUUGUGUGACCGGUGUAGACACAGAUAAACAAACGCUGACCAUUCUAUCUCCACAACCACGACCUCUACCGGACACCCUUCUCAUCCUAUGCGACUUACAGUUCAUGGAUAACCACUGAUUAAUUACCAUUUUCAACAAACAACUUGGUCAGUUGCUCGACAAAUCCAAUUGAAUUUAACCACAGUCAAAUGGCGUCAUCUAUUGGAACCAAUACUACUAGAAAUAACGAGUCUAAUGUCUUAGACUACAAUAAUAUUAAAUAAAAUUCACACUAUAAUCAGAGAUAUUGUGGAAUUUCUCCAUAUUACGGUGAAAUAAAAAGAUGAUGCCUUAGUGCAUUGAAACUAAAGUUUGGCUCAAAUAAAUUAUGUGGAACUGACAAUAUCGUUUUAUUCCACCUUAAUAUUAAAUAAACUUGAAUUUUUCACAAAGCACAAUAUAAGAAAACAAUUUUGAUCGAAAUAAUAAUCUAUAAUAAUAUAAUGAAGGAAAGAAUCGGCCCAUACAAGUACAGGAUAGGAAUUUCACAAAUGCCGCAAGAUCACGUCUGAUCUACUGGAUUGAUUAAUUUGAAAUUUUGGAUAUAGAUUGUUAAUUUUCCAAGGAUGGUUAUAGGAGGUAUAUUUUAAAUUCUUCAAGAUUUCAGUAGCUCAAGUUUUCAAUUAGACCCUUAAAAAAUAAACCUGCUAGUAUAAAUCUGAUAUUAUUUUGAUAAAUCUGUCAUAUUCUUAUAUAUAUUCUUAUUUUGUCAUAUUCUUAUUCUAUUAUUUGAUAAAAUUGUCAUAUUCGUUCAUGUGCCUGUAAAAUUGAUUCCGAUUGAGGACAUUAUCCUACGGUGGUUAAAUUUGAUUGGAUGCUCGUGAAACUGGACAUUUGAGUUAUUUAUUUUGUAUUCUGUUACUUGUACUGGAGAUUUGUGUUAUUGCAUUUUGCAUUUGUUAUUGAUAAAAUUGUCAUAUUCGUUCAUGUGCCUGUAAAAUUGAUUCCGAUUGAGGCCAUUAUCCUACGGUGGUUAAAUUUGAUUGGAUGCUCGUGAAACUGGACAUUUGUGUUAUUUAUUUUGUAUUCUGUUACUUGUACUGGAGAUUUGUGUUAUUCCAUUUUGUCUUGAACUAGAAUAAACAAUCUAUAAUUAUACUUUUUAUGCUUGUUGGUACUGUUUUAGUUUUUUCCAAGAGUAUUGUUCAUUUUGUAAAGUUCC